Molecule: messenger RNA, 1080 nt
Organism: Metarhizium brunneum ARSEF 3297
Lineage: Eukaryota; Fungi; Ascomycota; Sordariomycetes; Hypocreales; Clavicipitaceae
Source: RefSeq, a predicted model, not a curated record
AUGCCUUCCCUCUCACGGCUAGACCGCUCGACCUUCACCCCCUUCAACCCAAGCCCAUUGCUGGACCCGAACAACUUCAUGUUAGCCAUCACCGUCAUCAUCGACUACAUCAACUUUGGCAACACGAGGCAAGAAGUAGUCCAGCUCCGCGACCUCGCCCAAGCCUGGUGCGAGAGAUACUUCAGCACGCCGCACUUCGCCCGGCACAAGCUCGACAGGGUGCUCAAGCACCACCCCAACUUGUUCAACUUUUCCAUCAUAUCCCGCGCGCGCCUGGACUCCCUCCCCUCCGCCGCCGCCGCCGCCAACACCAACAACGAAAACGACAACACCGCCAUGGACGUCGACGGGUUCCCGACCUACGUCGAGCCCAGCCUCUUUGAAGACCACGUCCUCUACGAGAUGCUGGACAUCGUGGCCGCGAGGCAGCAGCACCUACAGCAGAUCCCCAACGGCGACCCCUACGCCCACCUGCGCCCGCAGGUCUCGGCCGCCAGUGUGAAAGAUACCCAUAUCGUCUGGAACCUCCCCGAAGUCAUGGCGAGCCUGGCGAGGCUCAACAUCGCGGCCCUGGACGACGGCACCGGAACCCCCAUGUUUGUCGACCCCCCUGCGCCGACGGCGGCGGAUAGCUCCAUGAACGCGGGCGCCGCGCCGGCGCAGCGGCCAUCGGCCUCCGAAUCCGACAUGUCCCCGGGUUGCGGCAGCGGCAGCGACUGCAUGUCGCUGGAUGGGACUCCCGAAGAGGACGCAGAGGUGUUGGAUGGGACUUCCGACGAGGACGCCGAGCUGUCGGAUACUUCGUUCCUGACGGCCGAGUCCGACGGCACGUUUCAGACGGCGCGCACGUCUCCCGAGGCCGCCAGCCCGGGGGCCCUCGCCCGUGACGGUGACGACUCCCAGAUGGACCCGACUGAUUCCGAGGACGCCGCGGCUGAGCAAGACGCCCCCGGGGAGGCCAUGGAGGGCGUUGAGGAGCAAAGGCACCCCGUGCUCCGGGGCUACUUCGCCAUGAUCAGGAGAAAGAUGGAGGAGGCCAGGUUGCGGCUCCUGAAUGCGGAUGCCGAGGACAUGUCUUGA